Messenger RNA from Suillus subaureus, 2311 nucleotides. RefSeq names its product kinase-like domain-containing protein. Gene Ontology annotation, biological process: protein phosphorylation. The coding region runs from base 339 to 2003 and encodes 554 amino acids. Lineage: Eukaryota; Fungi; Basidiomycota; Agaricomycetes; Boletales; Suillaceae. The record is from RefSeq and is a predicted model, not a curated record. Gene Ontology annotation, molecular function: ATP binding; protein kinase activity; protein binding. The transcript has 6 exons.
GGAACUUGGACACUGGCAAACUCGUGGCCGGUCCAUUUGAUAGCAUUGGUCAUGUGGGCGCAGUUCGAUUCUCCCCAGACUCAAAGAAGCUCGCAGUCCAGUCAUAUUGGGGGACGUGCCUCGAGGUUUGGGAUCUCAAAUCACAGAAAUUGGAUGUGAGGAAAGGGCAAUCUGUUAUCAGAGGACACAACACAACUGCGCCAUUGUUUUGGACAAACAAAAACAUCAUAGCAGCAUUCAGUUUCACCACGGAUUACCAUGACCUCGCCAGGACUAUCUACGAGUUCGACAGGUCAACGCUGGAGACCGCCAAGACGAUCUACGAAUUUGAUGCGUCGAUGCUGGAGACCGUCGGAACUCCCUUCGAAGGGCACACCUCGACUGUCACAGGUCUAGCACUUUCACUUGACGGCACUCUCCUUGCUAGCGCUUCCUACGACAACACCAUCAAGCUCUGGGCUUUCGAGUCUCGCCAGCUCCUCGCUUCCUUCAACGCUUAUAUCCAUGCCCUUGUCCUUUCACCCGACUCACGCCAACUAGCUUACACAACAUCCACCGACAACGAUCACAUCUACAUAUGCGAUAUUCCAUUCGACAUCCUCGCUCAGGUUAGCGUAUCACUCCCCGCGGACAUUUUCUUACAGACCAAUGCAUGCAAGGAGUCAGCUCGUAGCAUUCUACCACCUCCCCCUACCAGUUUCGCCCCUCGUCAUGCAGGGUCCAAAUCCUGGACUGACAGACAUGCCGGAACUUCUCACACACAGCCUACUAAGGUGCAGUUAUCGUCUGCUACGAUGUGGGGGCAACACUAUGAACUGGGAUUCCAGCCACUGCGCCAGGACACACUGCAUUCCAACAAAAGACCCAUGGCAGAUCUCCAAAGUACAACUAUAUCGCCUGUCAUAGGUCUUCCCCCUCCAUCGCAGAUACCCUCCUCUACACUAGGUUCACGGCCACUCCAGUCGCACCCCGACCCCCGCGAACUCCUUCCCUCCUCUUCCUACACGCAUACGGUCUUUUCAACUCGUAAUGUUGGAUCUGGCAAUCUCCCCCUUGAAGCAACGCUCCAAGACCUCUCAAAAUAUAUCACCAAGGAUGGAGACUACCCUAUUGCUCGUGGCGGGUUCGGGGAGAUCUGGAAAUGCACACUUUACAAAGAUCGUAACUCAGUCAAUGUCGCAGUGAAAUCAUUGCAGGUGUACGCUGAUGAUCAUUUUGGGGCAGCGAAGACAAAAAAGAUCAAGAGGAUAAAGCGUGAACUCAGGAUAUGUGCAAACCUCAACCAUCCAAAUAUUUUGCCUGUUUUUGGUUAUACGUGUGGCUUCGGCCCAUUUAUAGCAAUAGUCAGUCCUUGGGCGGACAACGGUAACUUGACGGUCUAUUUGGAGCGUGAGGGUGCAGAUCUUACUCUCGUUAGACGAUUUCAGCUGCUAAGAGAUAUCAUAGCUGGUCUGCAAUAUCUUCACGCCAACAGUGUAAUCCACGGUGACUUCAAUGGGGUGAGUUCGAUCUUCCUAAUGGUUCCAAUUUCAUUGAGAUGUGAGCUCCAGCCUAACGUGCUUAUUUACGGUGAUGGCACUGCGUGUGUUGCUGACUUUGGCCUUUCGUUGAUGUAUUCCGAGUUUAUAAGCGCCUCUCAGGCUUCCUGGACGUCCACGCUCAAAGGCAACAUGCGAUGGAUGGCUCCUGAGCUGCUUGGAGAGCGGGAGGAUGGCUCUCAAGCUCGGCCAAGCGAGCAGAGUGACAUGUAUUCAUUCGGCGGUAUCAUGCUGCAGGUCCUCACCAACAAAAUACCCUAUUAUCACCUCACGAAUGAUGCCGCCAUCAUACUUUGCAUAGCCAAGUCACAAACGCCUUCCAGAUCUCGUUAUCCUAAGCUCCCUGAACAAUACUGGCAAUUUAUCGAGCAGUGUUGGUCUACUCGUCCUUCGGACCGUCCCUCGGCGGAGGGAGCCGACACCACGAUCAGGAAUGAAUUUCACUCGCUGUCCAGACCUCAUUGAUUCUUGCACUGCCUCGGAUUCAGACAUAUUUUUACAGCACAGCCAGAUAGAUAAACCUAGGUAUACCUGUAUAGUAAACGUGGGCUCACCCCAGGAUAUUAGAGCGCACCUGUGCCGCAACGCGGCAACGUCAGUUGCACAGUUAUUGGAAUCGGAAGAAUCAUUGGAAUUGAUGAAAGAAUUAUCCUGUUCACGAAUUCUGCGACGACCUACAUGCAGGCGAUCACUGGUCCGACUGACAUCAGUGAAUUGACGAGUCCUUGAUAUUGUAUCCGUGAGAACGAUAGAAGCACGUAAUUAUGCCCCCG